Molecule: messenger RNA, 14137 nt
Organism: Lethenteron reissneri (Far Eastern brook lamprey)
Lineage: Eukaryota; Metazoa; Chordata; Hyperoartia; Petromyzontiformes; Petromyzontidae
Product: RNA-binding protein 33-like
Molecular function (GO): RNA binding
Source: RefSeq, a predicted model, not a curated record
GCUCUGCACCCCCCCCCCCUUCGCAUGUAACCUCGCCGCCAUCUUCUCCACAACCGUCGUAUACAAGGAUGUCGGCUGAAGACUUUGAAUUGGAGAAGCCUGGUUCGCAACGCCUGCGUAGGAGGCGGGCAACCGAUGACUGGGAUAGUGAUGAACUAUUGAGCGAUGAAGAGACAUUUAAUACUAAUGGCCCAGCAGGAUUACUGGGAAGUAAUGAUGAGGAGCUCAAUGAAGACCUGCUGCUGGAGAGUGAUGAAGAUGCUGAGUUCAAGGGCGGAGGCCUCUCACUGGCCCCGAGCUCGUCGGCACAGCCUCCUCGGCAAAGCGGGGCUGGAGACGGAGGCGGUGCGCGGGAGGCCCAUCAGAGCUACCUUCAGCAGCCGGAGGGGGGAAAAAACUUCGGGGACUCCGGUCAUGAGCAGCAGGGGAGCUGGGAUGCGGGAGAAUCCAGGGCCGCGCGGCACGAUGACGAGCUGGACACGUACGGGGACGACGCAGUGCUGGACCUGGAGAUUGACGAACCCCUCGAUGAUGACUUUCAGGAUGAUUCAUUGUUGCUGUCAGAUUAUUCCCGGAGUGCUGCCUCCCAUGGCAAACAAACCGAGCCUCAACAGCCACCCAGGGAAGAGCAAAGCUCGCAGGGGAUGGCAUGUGAAGCUCAGGGUGCGACCUCGCAAGGGGAACCACAAGCAGUCAAAGAGCCCGAUGUUCCAGAGGCUGCUGAGGAAACAGAAGAGCAAGUUGAGGACGAGCAGACACCAGAUUUCACGAAAGAAGAUGGGCUCUUGGAGGAUGAUGAGGAAGAUGAGGAUGACUCGGGCCGUCUGCGAUUCAAGACAGAGCGCAAGGAAGGCUCGGUCAUUCGUUCUUUGAUCAGCACCUCGCGUACCAACAGAGAGAUUCCUGACACACUUGAACUCUCCGACGAAAUGAAGCAGCAGCUGCAAGAAUUUGAGGAUAAGGAGAUGCAGCGCAAGCAGCAGCACUGGCGAGGCAGGGGCCGGGCCCGGGGCAACAGGGGGGGUGUGGGCCAGCAGACGGUGGGCAUGGGCUGGGGUCCGCAGGGUAGGGGCAUGGACCACCCUAUGUUCCAGCACCACCAGCACAACCACAUGCAGCACUUCAUGAUGGGAUCAAGAGGUCCACAAUUCAGAUUCCAGGGGGGUGGACUGAUGGACCACCCAAUGCCAUUUUUCGGGAGAGGUGGUGGCAUGGGAUUCAUGUUUGGAGGCGGCCGCGCAGACAUGGGCAUGGGCGGCCCUCACUUCCACCAGCAGCAACAGCAGGGCCUCCGCUCACCGGUCCCUCACUUUCAUGAGCCCCGUGGAGGGGGCCCGAUUCAUCCUCGCCAAGAGGGGCCCCACCAGGGAGGCCCACAUCACGAGGGUCCUCGUGCCGAACCCUAUGGGCAAGCGCCUCCCCGGCAGGAGCCUCCACGUCAAGAGGCUCCACGUCAAGCAACCCACAGGCAGGAGCCGCCCAGGCAAGAAACCCCAAAGCAAGAGACUCCCAGACAAGAAACCCCCAAACAAGGGACCCCCAAACAAGAUUCUCCCCGGCAACCCAUCCGUCCAGAGCUGCCCCGCAUGGAGGCCCCACGCAAGGAGACCCCUCGGCCAGCGGCUCCCCAGCCAGCAGGUCCCCGGCCUGCGGGUCCACAGCCGGUAGGUCCCCGGCCGGCCGCUCCACAGCAGGCAGGUCCCCGGCCUGCGACUCCACGGCACUCGGGUCCCUGGCCUGCCGCUCCACGUGCUGCGACUCCACAAGCUGUGGCGCCUCGCGCCGUGGUUCCUCGUCCGGUGCCUUCCCAGCAAGCCGCUCCAUGCCAAACGGCUCCACGCCAAGCGCCGCCGCACCAGGAGGCUGCCUGUCAGAUGGCUCCGCACUCGGUGGUCGCUUGCCAGGAAUCCCCCUGCAAGGAACCACCCCGCAAGGAACCACCCCGCAACGAAGUGCCCCGUCCAGAGGUGCCCAGUGUGGUGGCGGUGCCCAGGCACGAGCCACCUAGGCACGAGCCACCUCCUAGGCUGGAGGCUCCUCGGCUGGAGGUGCGUCAGCCUCACUCCCCAACACCCAUCCAGCAACAGCAGCAGCAGCACUCGAAGAAGAUCCACAUCAAUCCACACUUCCGCGGCCCCACAUCCACUGCGUCGCCUCCAAUCGUGCCAUUACCAGUGAUGUCAACGCCAAACCAACCUGGAAUUAGUCCGGCUCCUCAACACUUUCCACCUCCGCAGCAACCACCACCACCCCAAGGCCAGCAGCAGCAGCAGCCUCCGCCUCCCAUACCACAGAGACCCCCAGUAUUUGAUGGGAGGCCUGGACCCAAUGGCCCUGAGCAGUGGGGCCCUCCCAGGACUGUGGGCCAUGAUGACUUCUUCAAUAGAGAGCACCAUUUCCCAGGGGAAGGAGGGUUCGAGCACUAUGACCGUGGUCAUCAUCAACAAUUCCCCGGACAGCCGCCUGCUCCUCCAGCCCCAAUGGGCUUCAACAACCCCAACCCACAGCAGCCAUUGGGUUUUAGCAAUAAUGGCCCACGACCAGGCCUUUCUGCUCAGUCCAUGUUCAUGAGGGAUGGGCCAAGUGGCCUAGGUGGGCCCAGUGCACCAAGUGGUCCAGGUGCAGGGCUGGCAGGGCCCAUUGGAGGUCCUGUUGGUCUCGGUGGGGGACCGGGUGGGCCUGGUGGACCUAAUGUUGGGCCCAGUCAUCCCGGUAUUGGACCAAGCGGUCCUAGUAUUGGGCCUGGCAUUGGGCCUGGCAUUGGGCCUGGCAUUGGGCCUGGCAUUGGGCCUGGCAUUGGGCAUGGUGGGCCUGGUAUUGGCCCUGGUGGGCCAGGAGGUGGGCCAUGUGGACCAGGUGGUCCUGGGAUGUAUCAACAGCAGCAACCAGACAUGCAUGGGCCCCGUCACUUUCCAGGACAGCAAGCCCCGUUUAACCCGCUGUCAAACCAGCCGUUCAUUCCCAUGCAGGCCAACCAGCAGCCAAUGAGUUUGCGUUCCAUGAAUAUCAAUCUUCAAGGCUUUCAGAUGCAGGUGCAGCAGCAGCUGCAACAGCAACUUCAACUGCAUCAGAAUCAACAUCAGCAUCAGAACCAACAUCAGCAGGCCCCGUUUCGGCCAAUCAUGCAGUCAAACAUGGCACAGCAGCAGCAACAGCAGCAGCAACAGCAGCAGCAGCAGCAGCCUUUUCAGCCAAGGAACCAGCACCCACACUCAGUGAGAAAUGAAGUCAUUCCCCAUCCUGGGCUGCAAGGCCAGCCAAGACCACAGGGCCAGUUUGGACAACAGGGCCAGUUUGGACAACACAGCCCACAUCAACAGCACAUGGACCAGAGGCCACCGGACCAGAUUUCCAUGCAGGGUUUGCACCCUUCUCAGGCAGGGGUGAGACAACAGCCAUCUCCAACGCAGGCACCAAACAGGGUCCAGAGACUGCAAGCUCCUGGACAAGCUAAAGUCAGAGCAAACCUGCCGAAUCAGCAGCAACUGUCCAAGCCACCCCCACCAGCUCCCCGAAACCUGCGUGAGCUACCCAAGGUCGAGCUGCCCCCAACCCCUGCUGCUACCGCCAACACCACCCCCGCCGCCGCUGCCGCCGCCGCUGCUGCUGCUGCUGCAAACGCCGCCAACAGGCAGCAGAGGCUGCUGGGGGCAAGCGGUGUUCGGCCCGCAAACCAGCCCACACCAACACAGGGCUUGACUGGACGUCUGAAACCUGCUCCAGCCUCCAUGCAGCGGGGGCCACAGAUGGGCAGGGCGGUCGUAGGUGGAACAGCGCACGCUAAAGUACAGGCGAGCGGGGCACCGAGAAACCCUGAACCAGUGACAGAGAAGGGUCAAGGGGCACAGGAUGAGGAUGAGGAGAUGCGAUUGUACCACCUCAAACUGGAGCAGCAGAAGCGUCUCCGUGAGGAGUUGAUGCGUCGCAAGGAGGCUCGGCGCCACCAGCAGGCGGGCCAGCGCAAGAAAGAGCUCUUGCAGCGCAUCAACCAGCAAACUCCCGCACAGCAGUUUCAGCAGCCACCGCAUAACCAACAACAGCCACCAAAUCAACAACUACAGCAGCAGAACCAGCCACUAAAUCAACAAAUGCAACAGCAGCAACACCAACCGCCAAAUCAACAACUGCAGCAGCAGCAGCACCAGCAGAACCAUCCACCAAACCAACAACUGCAGCAGCAGCAGCAGCAGCAGCUGAACAAUCAGCUUCGCACACAGCCUGCAGUCGUGCAGCAGAGAGACUCGCAGCCGUUCGCACAGCAGGGGACAGCAUCCACUGCCUUGGUCCAUCCACAGCAGAUGAGCAUCAAAAGCCGCCUCAACACAGUCAAGCCUAAAGUCCCCGCGGUGGGACAGCUAGGUUACAAUCAGGCGGCGGCCGCUGCCACCGCCGAGGCCACCCGCAGGAACGUGUCCAUCAUGCAGCAGCGUAGUCAGGCGGUUGGUGAGGUGGUGCAGCAGUUGCCACCAGGGGGCAGCCCCGUGCCAGGAGGUGGCCUGAGCCACACUGUUCCGGUGCUGGAGAGGGUCGGAAUGAAGCGCACUGUGGUUCAACGACAGGACAGCGAGGCUGAGAGGCAGCACAUGGGAAUGGCCAAGGUGCGCGUGGUGACAGAGGACCCCACUAUGCUCAUGGAAAACAUUUUUUCGGCUGGGUUGCAGCCCACAGCGCAACAUCAAUACAAGCAGGCACGGGGAAUGGCACACGGGACACCCAUGCAGCAACGACGGAACCUCCCGAGCAUUGGGCCCAUGGGACAGCCCGGCAACAGGAUGCCCAUGGCGAUGCGAGGCAAGGGCGGAUUUCCCCCUCACAUGGCUGGAGGCAAGGGGCAGGCACGAGGAGUCCCGCACCCCCAGAACCUGCGUGUUGUGGAGUGCAGGCCACAGCCCAGCCGCGUUGCUAUUGAUGGCCUCUCCAUCAACACCUCUGAGGGCCAGCUGAGGGCCAUCUUAGGCUCGGUGGGACCCAUAGAGACUUUGGAGAUGAUGCCACAUCACCGACGAGCUGUCGCCACCUUUAUUGACCCAGCCCAUGCUGUCGACUUCCAGCAGCAAUACCACAGGCACAUGGUAGACCUCUCGCACAUUAAUGUCACGGUGCUGAUGGAAGGGUGAACUUUGCCCGCGUCGGCGACUCUUCGCCUCCCUCCAGCGCUCCCGUUGCCCCAGCGCAGCACUCGUUGGACCGAGACAGAGAACGCCUCCCUCCUCAAGAGAGCCUCCUCCAUUCUCCUCCCCGCGUGCACAGCAAAGUACGCUACUCGAUGGUAACAUGUGUAAAGCCAUGUCGGCCACAGCGUUCAGAUGAACUGACAGCAAUGGAGCAUGGGCUGUGAUUUGUAACGGACUCUGGAUGAGUGACAUUUCUCCGUGGAGCGACAAAUGAGAAGAACGGACAAUGUGCCGCCACUGCAGUUACGUCAACUGCAUAUGUUGUAAUUAUUUUUGUCGUGGAAGUUAUACAUUUUAUUGCCUUGUGUCGUAAAUAAAAUCGGGCAACGAUUUAGCUUAUAGAGUUGUUAUUAUUAGUAGGUUUGUGUUCACGCCUCUGUGCUUAUCUUUACGUUGUCAUUUAUUGUAAAAUAUAGUUGGAAGCAGGUUAGUGGUCUCUUGAGUAAUCGUAGAAUAAUAGGGGGGAACCCAGUGAGAUUUUUUUUACAGAGAAGACAAGUGUACUCCUUUCAUAGAAUUUCAGAUCAAUCACCAAUAUAUAGACAAUGGGCAUCGCAGUUUUUAAAGUGAGAUGAUCACUUAAUUCUAAAAUAAGACUUUCAUUGCAAUCCCAGGGCUAACGUUUUGUUUGAAUUACCAGGUAGCCUAGAUCAGGCAGUUCUUACGAUGUUGACCAAAGCACAUUUUUGUUCAUGUAACAUAGCUAUUGAUUUUCUUGGCCCAGAGAGUAAAACCUUGCUUUUAAUUUCUCAAAGCCUGCAUUUUGCAGCAUACAACGAGUUGAAAGCUGUAGUGCAACAAAUGGCACAGAACCAUAUGAAAUGCACGUGUAUCGGCCUGAUGCAUUUGUUUGGCAAAACCUCUCAGCAGGAUUUUGUUUAAUCAACUGAAGCUUUAUGCCUUGUUAAACAAUUACUUAAUACUAAUUUGCAGCAUUUGUAAUUAGUUAAUGCAACUAUACAAUUCAGAGUUCUGCCUUGCGAAAUCUUCAUGCCAUUAGGGAAGCGAUGCUUGGCCUACCUUGAGAAGUCCAGUUGUUGCACUCUGACAAUAGCUUGACUGCCACGGAUUAAGUCUGCAAUUGAAAAUUCACGACUAGUUAGUGAGUGGCCAGACAGAUCCUUAUAAUUCUUGUUGUGUUGGUUCUGCUGGUGGCACCUGGGCUGUAAUGUCGACAGGUUCAUUCUCACAGGCAGGUGCGUUGGCAUUGCCUUUGCAAUAAGGUAAGGCUGAUGCGUUGCGUAAAAUUGAGCAGCAAUGUUAGGUUGUCUACAUCAGUUGCAGUUUUGUCUUGAUGUAUCGUUAUUAAUGAUUGUUUGCUAUUGAGCUGGUCCUAAAUGUUUAGUUGAAUGGGCACUUUUUUAAGCUGAGGCAAUUUUAGUGAUUGCGGCUUAAAUUAUUCGAUUUUUUAUGGCAAGGUGCACAUGACAGGGCGCAAACUUUUUGUCAUGAAGGAACUAUUUCCCUUUGGACAAGAAUGCAGCUCCUUCACCGAGGGUUCAGUUAUUUCCCCCCAGCAAACACUGUGUCUGCAUUGUUAGUGGCUUGAGACUGACAUGGAAGUGUUUCCACUGCGUAGAGGUGCAAGAGCACGUGGAGUGUCUCCCUGUCCAAAUGAGCAAUGGUACGGUGCUCAGUCCUACUGUGGUGGCCCAUAGCCAGUGGUGGAAAUUCCACAUUCCCAUAGUGGAAGCCAAGUCUCUCCAUAAGAUGAUUGUGAGUCUUGCACUCGAGUCAUAGCACCACCUGGCCUGGUAAGGGAGUACCUUUAGCCUGGAAAGAAAACAAGUUUACCCAGAGGAGCCAAAGGUGGUGUUCAAAGUAAUUCCUACCUCUGUACACAUUUUACCCUCUUCACAGGUGGAUUAUAUGAUGGAGCACAUUGGGAAAAAUCACAGUUGUGUCAAAUGUAUACAUUUGUGGUAGCUGGGCCUCAUUGCACAAGCCAGAGAAAUUUUAACACGACGACAUAACAUCAAGUUCACAUGAUUAUCAAGGAAGAGGUGGUUCAAGAGGACACUGCGAAAUGGCCUCAGCAUUGUUAGGAUCUUCCCUUCAAGUGCUUUUGAAGUAUUAAAUCACAUCAUUAAUACGGCCAAUGAAAAACACGGUGGCAGGGAAUUCCAGUUAAAAUAACUUCUGUAGAUAAACUUAUAUGACGUCUGAAUGUGUCCUGAUUAGUUCCUGUUCCUAAAAAUAGAUAUCAAUUAAUCACUACUUUAAUUCCAGCCUUUGUCAUAAUUGUAAAAAAUUGUCUAUGCAACACAGUCAACAUAGAAUCGGAGCCUGUUGUAUGAAAGGGAUAUGUAUUUAGAAUCCAGAUGGACGCAGUCCCAUGUAUGCAUUAGUUAUUCAUGGGAAUGAUUCAAAAGUAUCUGUUUCAGGCUCUCCUCUGCAUUUGCCCAGGAGGAAAUGAUUACCUAUGCCUGCCUGGCUCCGAUACCGGAGUGCAUCUGAUGCUUCUUUGCUACAGCCGAUCCACAGGACUUCGUAGACCCAUAGUGUUGUGACUCGGGCGUAUCUUACAGAAAGCAGCUGAUAUACCAUGCCCAUGCGGAUGCUGGAAAGACUAAAGUAUAAUUAUGGCUUAAAGAUAUUUCAUCUGUUGCGUUACGUCACUGGAAGAUAAUGUUCAUUCACAAACUGCCAACACCACCCAAGGCUUGACUUAAGUUCACAUGAGACCAGUGUCCCCUUGUUAGGUCGAUAUAUCUUUAGUAGAGAUAUUUAUGCAGUGGCACUUGCCUUAUCCAUGAAAAGGAUAUCUACAUUGCAGAACACGUACCUAGAUAGAGACGUUAACUUUGGCUUUUUUUCUGUUUGUCCUCUGUAUAAUCUUGUUCUUUUCAAUAGGUGUGCAUAGCUGUCCGAGUUGCGUGCGUAUGAGUUAGUGUUUAUAAAAAAGAUUGUGACCAUGUUGGAUUCCUUUAAGUUGUUAAUCAUAGGAUUUUAUAGACUACUUCGAUGUUAAGUACUGUUUUCAUUAGGAUAACUAUUUGAGACCUAAUGAUUUAUAUGGGAAUCAUCUUGGUAUCGCAGCCUGCUCAAGAGGCUCCUAAAGCUCGAAAGUGGGUAUUGACACUUUGCUCCAUUAAGUUUUGACUUCAGGAAACCCUUUUGCGUGCAACGGACAGCUGAGUGUGACAAUGGUUUUGAUUUAACUUUUGGAUUGGCACAUUGUGUCAGCGUAUCUUUACAAAAAGAGGCGAAUCGUAAACGUUGUCACAGAAAGAGCAGAAGUAUGACAGAGUAACUGUGAAUGCGAGUAGCAGUUGAGGUAGGGGCAGGAGCUUGUUUUAUUGGUGUGUCACCUGGGUUCAGUGUGCUCCUUACAGCAGUACACUGGAGAUCCAUGGACAGCACGUUAACUUGCUUUUACAAAAUGCUCCCAGGAGCCAUCGCUACAGGUACUUUUGAUUUAUUUUGGGACCUUUUCAUAGCAUGCUCAAGAGGCCACUAGUCUGCUUUCCUUGUAGAUGCAGGUCGUUCAUAGUUUGUCAUUCCCCUAAUCACAUUUUUGUCACAAACCAAGGCUUGGGAGAGAAUUUUUUUUAUGUGUACUUGCUGUGGAAAACAUUAAAACAUUAAACGCUGUCAUGAGUGACACAGUUAAGGGUGAUUUUACGUGUAUGUUUUAUUUAUAUGUGAUGCUGCACAUAGAUAUAUCUUUUUGAAUACUUGGAGUGCAUUAUACAGUAUAAGAUGACAACAUACCUUGGCAUUUACUGCAGAUAAUGCCUGAUUCGUAAACAUGAAUUAAAAUGACAGUAAGUAUACGUGGGACAGUGUGAAUAUCAAACAGCACGAGUGCUCCUUAAAAAAGAGGGUUUGUUUUUCAAGACUUGAAUGUUUUAAUUGGCCACGUGUUUUCACGAACUUCAGGUUACGUGAAGUUAGUGACACGUCAUAUUUGCAUAUGAUGUGAAAAUAACACUGCCAAAGUGCAGAGUUAACAAUGGUUGUACAUUUUAUAUUAAUACAAAAUUCACUUUAGAUUGUAGCACUCAAUUUGCAUAGAUACAAGUUUGGCAUUUGGCAUGUUUCUAAAUUCUUAAUAGCUUUGUGUUGUUUUUCAUGAUAUACUCGGGUAUCACAGGAGAAUGGGUAUUUCUUCUGCCAUGUUACCAUGACCGCAUUUUGACACAGCUUUUAAGCGUGUUCACCGCAGCGGGUGUGCCAUGAAAACAAUGGGAUUUGUUUGCAACGAUUUUUUUUGGUUAUACAACACUGAAGUUAAUGAGUGAUGUUUGUUCCUUCACUGGAUUUUUGAACAAGGGGCUUCAUUUGAACAGAUGGAAUAGUACCAAUGCCACGCAUUCCUGGGCCAUGAUAUUUAGGGACCUGCUUUUUGCUGCAUCAGCUGUUUCGAGUAGUUGGCAUGCAUACAGAGGACUUAAAUUAUGCUGAGAAUGGAAGUGUCAUUUGCCUAACUGGGCAUUGCUACGUUUUACUACUUAUGUCUUGUAAUAAUAUUGUGGUGAUUUUCUGCACUGCUGGACAUUUUGGCACAGGUCCUGAACAAUUGUUAAUACAAUGUAUUAUUAUUGUAAUUCGUUAGGGCUGGGAUUUAAUGUGUAAUUUUUGCAAUCGAUAUCAUGAACCUACAGUCGUGUCUCCUUGACAUGUACUGCUUACCGACGAUCGAUUUUGCAUCUUCAAUAAUCCGAUUAUGCAUGUUACAUUUGUCAAGUUACUUUACGGUCCAAAAAUAUGCACCCUUUUCAUACUUCAUUGCAUAUUGUGCACGUCAUUGUCAACUUUUGUGAAUUAAUGGAGCAGGUGGGAUGUGCCAUAGGCCCCAUUCUUGCUUACCCCUUUCCAUAUCGGAGCGAGACUUUCUGUAAAUCUAUCAGUAUACUGUAACGCUAUAGGUUGAACAUAAUCUACAACCCAGGGCAUCUGUUUUGUUUAUUUGACCUCUCUUCUGUCAAUACCUGCCCCAUAUUUGUUUUAUAGAAAUAUUAAUGCAAAUUGAAGCCUGAUCGGUUUUUUUUGGGACAAUAAUUGGAGCAUGCUCCUUGUCUUUUUUUCACUGUUUGGUUUUAUGUCGCAUUUUAAAUAAUGACAGUGUUUUAAAAACAUUUCAAUAGACACAUUUUAAAACAAUUUAAUAAGUACUUUUGUUGUAUUUAAAGUGUUAGUGUACUGCAUGUGCCAACCCAUUCGUGGAUGACUGUCAUCAUGUAUUUAAUGUAAUUUUGUCCAUAUCCAAAAGUUAAAUAACUCUGCCUCGUAAGAUAGAGCGUAAUGCAUUUUUGCAUGCCCAUGGCCCUGCCACAAAAAUGUUAUCUCUCGCUUAUUAAGGCUGUCCCAUUCGAUACUUAAUUAGGAAGUACAUUUAUGCUUAAUUUGCGAUUUGAUGUGCAGACUACAUAUUAAGCACGCUGGCAGUAAUCAGUGUGUAGCACCAUUGCAUGGAAACUAAUUAUUUUGUUACGAAGCAACGUAGUCUUAUCAAAAGUGUUAAUUGAACGUGCUCACGAUGACAGAACUUGAAUUCCAGUAUGCACAAGCACUAAAUGAAACCUCUAAUCAGGUGACAUCAGACUACUGUAUUCACGGUGGCUUCGUUUGUCAACCUGAGCAUUGAAUCCCAGCCCUAAUUAGUCCUUAGCACUUCAAGGGGGUGACUGCAAGGCUGUGUAGAUGAGAUGCACACCCAAUGAACUUGCACGUGUCUAACUACAUUGGAAUUAUAAACUAAUUACUCUUACACUGGAGGAUAAGAUGUCUCAUAAUUCGUUUAUAAAUCACAUGUAUGUGUUGUUGGCUGUGCACCCCUUCAUAGAAUCCUUUGGUCUCCUUCGACUAUUCCUAAUCAACAGUUGGUUUGUGCUGUACUUUCACUACCUGUUCAGUAUUUCUUGGAGAAUUACAUGUUAUCUCUUCAGCUGGUAUUUCUCUGCACAACUCUUGUCAAUGCUCAGUGAACUAAUACGUGGUCAAUUAACUGUAAGUUUUUUUUUACAAUUUCCAUUAGGGUCGGUGCCGCUCUGUGUGCAACCUUGGCUAUGCUUGCUUGCAAAGCCACUUAGACUUGCGGCCUGCCCAUAUCCAGUAGGAUUCCAAUAUCCCAACACUCGUUAAAACAGUAUUAUGAAUGGGAAUUGUGUCAUGUUGCAAUGCUGUUGCUCAUAAUUAUUAACAACUGGCUGUUAAGGAGUGGCCUACAACACAUACAUGCCUUUUGGUGUGACAUGUAUGUUCAUUGUGGUGCCUUGCAGUGCGUUAUUACGUUCAGAUCUGUACAUGUUUAUUCCCAAUUAUUUAGCGUUGUACUUUUAGAAGGAUUAAACAGGACCCUUCUGCUUUUAGAAGGGAAGGAUGCACUUUGUUGUUGUUGUAUACAAAACAAUGCUAUGGAGAAUAAGGAACGAUUGCAUAAGAAAUAAAUGUACCAGCAAUUUUGAUAAGCAUUUUUUCGCAUGCACAAUGGUGACACGGCCAACAUAUUGACAGCCCUGUGCUUGCAUUCCCAAGCAUGGUUUGAAUUUCCUCUUAUUUUUGCAAACUAUAAAUGCUGAUGCAGCUCAGCAGUGAAUCAGAAUAGGAAUGGGUGGAAUGGCCUGAUUGCACAGUGGCUGGGACUUGGUGCAUACAAAUUUCAGAAGUACAGAUGCCACUUGUAGAUGGGGGUGGUGCAGAAAAUCUCGGGUAUGUGGUGGUGUGAGGUAUUCAUGUGUGUGCAGGUGAUAUAUACAACAUCCCAGAGCAGGAUUUUCACAUUGUGUUGCCCGUUUAUCAUAAGUUUGCAUGAGUAUUUAUUUGGAUUAUUAUAAAUUUCGCCCUGCAGUAUUCUGGUAUUGCACAAGGAUUAAAAAUAGUGUGUGUGUGCGCGCGCGCCAUACUGCACAAUGUAUACAAUUUGAUCGACACAUUAUCGCAUUCAUCUUAAUGUUUAUUUUAGAAGAAAACAAAUGGGAUUUGUUUUCUAAGCACCAGUGGAAUUCUGAAAUCAUGAGUCAAUGUGUAAUUAUAUAGGUUUAAAAAAAUUACAUGGCACAUCGUACUGCUUUGGUGUCAGUCGUCUGUUUUGGCAAUAUGAUGGUUGUAUGCAUUUUAUGUAUGUGUGUAAUACUGUUUGUUAAAAGCCCUACAUGCACUUUCUGCACUUUAUUUAAACAUUCUCAUCAAAAUGCUCAAUGGCACAAGGUAUCCUUGAAAGGUGCAGAUAUACCCGUUAUACCUGCAAAAAAAAGUGUUGUCCUUUAUGUACGUGUGAUAUAUGUUUAUACAAGUUGAAAUGUUGAAUUUUGUUGUAUUCGGUGGGUUUUUAAUGGUCCUAAUUAGCACAAUUUGGAAAAAAAUACCAAAUUUGUAUGUUGAACUUCUUUCACACGUACGUAGCUAAUCGUAGGUGUGUAAUGUAAUUUGGAUUACUCUUCACAGUCAUCGUCUGCUAUUGCUCAACCAAUGUCCACUCGCAGGUCGGUACCAAAGUGCCCUUGUGCCACACGGGACAGCUGCCACUGGAGGGGGGGGUCCCUUUGAAUGUUUGAUGUGUUGCAAGGCACAGAGUUUCUGAGGCAUUAUAGCACCAUGUAAAUACAAAGAUUACGAUUGUAUAUUUUUUUAAAUGUGUGCAGCUGCCUUCAUAGUUACCGGCAUACAUUUCCAUUUGUGUUACAUUUGUGUUUUUAAAAACUGUGUUUUUACAUUUUUUAUCGCUUACUAAAGGUUUUUAGUGUGUUAAGCAAGGUAACUUUUACGUUUUUCAUAAUACAGUUUUUUGGGUUAUAUUGCAUUUCAUGUGCUUUCAUGUGGUUGUUGGUCAAUUGCUUUUUUUUUACAGGCUGGAGGCACAGCGUUUUUUUGGUGUGGUUUUGAGUGAUUAACGGUCAUAGUAAAACCUUUUCCAGGUAUAGGUUACAACAUGGACCAGGAGCAAGGCUCGCUCAGACUUCUGGAUGUGCAGAUUCCCCUUGGGGGAAAUAACGUGUUUGUACUCGUCAUGCCUCGUCUCAAUAGUAACCGAGAGUUCACAGGGAACGUGCCGGCACACACGGGGGACCACAAGCUGCUUCUCUUUGUAAUGAUCACUUACUGACAGAUUUGAUUCUCUUACAGAUUUCUUAUCAUCACUCUUCAAUGGAGACUGCAGGACACAAAUUUCCAUUUCCUUCAAACCACCCCACUUAACAUUUUGUUCAUUGCAGCGUUUUGAGUGUUUUCUUUAUCAGGCGUGACUGUAUGGUGGAAGAAGGUUUCUCUUCAUCUCCAAUGUUGUGUGUUUGUGGGCUUUUCAUCGACACUGUCGGAUUGGUAAAUAAAAACGUGUGGAUUCAUUUAAAACUCAAUUCAUAACGUCUCACGUGUGUGUGUGUGUUUUCAGCUGAAACAGCAUUAACCCUUGCUGCAGCAUGUUUUGUUAAUUGUAUGUAAAAAGCCAUGAAUGUAUUUUUUAAGUGAAGCCAACUGUUGCAGAUGCCCUGCUGGCCUGUGCAGGGCCUUGUAUGUGUACUCAAUUUACUUGCAGGAACAAGUGAAGUCAUCCUACCUGGGCCUCCAGUGAUUUUCCUAUCGAAGUGGAUUUGGGAUUUUAACACCGCUGGUUUCAUUACACAUUGCAUUUUUUGGAAACCAACUGAACUUUGUAAUCUUAUAUUAAGAUCUUAAAAAGCGUGACAUGUCGAGUUUUAAGAACUGAAAUUCCAUUGUUCAUCAAUACAUGGAAACUGGAACACGUAUUGCACUGUGUGUGUUACAUCUGCCUUAUCUGAUAUUCAGAUAUUUGUAUUAAAGAAACAUUCUACUCCUAUAAUACGACUUUUUAAACCUGAAUAUUAUAAAUAAUUGGCUACUUUGUUUAUUUUAGCACCUGGAUGCUGGAUCUUGUAUUGUACUAUGUGCAUGACAUUUAAAUUUUCUGAUAUUCAGGAUUUUGUAUUAAAGCAGCAUUCUAUUUUUAUACUAUGAAGACUGUAAACCUGAAUGUUUUUAAAUAAACACAUUUCAAAAGGCAA